GGGCCGACCCCCCAGCACACUGCUGGCCAGAUAGACGGACAGAGCCUGGGACAGGACAGUCCUGCAGCCACAGACCAGUCGGGCCCGGGAAGACCUCACAGAGAGCUGCCCAGGGCAGCAGCCAGGCCGUCCCCGCUUUGCACCUCCCGAGCCCUGAAGAUGACACUGCUGGCCUCAGAGCGGUCCCUGCUGAUCCGGAGCAAGUUCCGGUCCGUCCUGCAGCUGAGGAUGCAACAUCGCCGGUCCCAAGAGCAGCUCUCAGAGCAGCACGUGAGCCCAGCUGUGGACAAGACCCCCCUGAAUCACACGGAGCUGAAUGGGACCCCAGAGCAGAGCCGGGUGAAUGCAAAGAGAGGGGAAGGGGCACAGCAGCUGCAGGGCAGCCUGAGUAAUGCAGCUGACAGGACCCUGAAGCCACGAGGCCAGCACAGACCCCACAACACUGGAACUGCCAAAGGUCACUUCAGAGAAGACACCCCCGGAGCCCUGCUGGAGAUCAGGGACAGGACGGGCAAACACCCGCGCUGUGUGGCACCGCUAGACCUGCCCCUGCCAGAGCCUGAGCCCUGCCCCAAUCCGGGCUCUGCUGCCCCAGAGGCCUUCCCCUUUGAUGAAGACUUCAGCAGCUCAUCAUCCUUGUCUUCUCCCAGCCUCACCCCUUCCCCCACCAGGACCUCAGGCAACUCCUCCCCAUCCUCUUCCACAGGAGCAGCUUUCCAGGUGCCACCCCGGCCCUCUGAGGCAUCACGGGCCACCCGCCCGCGAAAGGCAAAGGAGCCACGGCCUAAGGUGAAGAAACUUAAGUACCACCAGUAUGUGCCGCCCGCAGCCAAGCCUGCCCGGGCACCCACCUUGGACACUGCCUGUGCCCGCCUGCUUCAGCACCAGCAACUUGUGUUGCAGCUCCAGGUCCUGCACCAGCGACAGGGGGGUACCUCCCCAGGGCCCCCCACAAUGGGCCUGCCACUGGGCACCAGCCUCUCCACAGAUCAAAUGGUUGGUUUCCCAGCCACACCAUCAGGCACAAUGCCUCCCACUGUUGUCCCAGUGCCUCCCAUCCCAGCCACACCCCCCAAGUCUGACCUGCUUCCAGCCAACUUGGAUGACCUGACGGUGUCAGAGCUCCGCCAGCAGCUGCGCCAGCGGGGGCUGCCCGUGUCAGGCACAAAGCCGGCACUGCUGGAGCGCUUGCGGCCAUUCCAGGUGCGAGGGCCACAGGGGGGUGCAGUGGUGCCCCCGGCUGAGCGGGCACUGCAGGAAAAGCAACGGCUCAUUGAGUCCCUGCGCCGUGAGCUGCGCCGGGAACAGCAACAAGCAGACGACCUGCGCCAGGAGCUAGAGCGGCACCAGCGCCUCCGGGGCACCUGCCCCCCGGCCCUGCCUGGAUCUCCACCCCACCCCUGCCCCCUGCCAGGGGAUGCUGGAACUGAGACUGAGACUGGGAUGGUGCCCACUGGGGAUGCCUUUGUGGUUUUCUGCCCCACAUCAUGUGAGCCCAUUGGCCCUGACCCUGAGCUGCCCCUGCAGAUCACAGCCAGCCCUGCCAGCCCCCCACCAGCACCCCGCUCCUUAGAGGAGGAGCUGCAGGAAGCCAUCCAGAGAGCCCAGCUGGUGCCAAGCGAGUCGAUUGAGGACAUCCUCGAGGAGCCCCUGGUGUGUGCAGGUGACCUGUUGCCGGCAUCACCCCCUCUAUCAGAUGCCCCCACCCCAGCACCCUCAUCGCCACGGCGGGCCUCCUCACCCACCAGUUUACAGGAGGCAUUGCCUGCCAAGCGGCCACGUUGCAGCAGCAGUGGGAGUGAGGCCUGCACACCCACAGCUGCCAUCUUGGAUUUCCCCGGCCACUAUGACUUCCUCACUCCAUCUUCCUCCUCAUCAUCAUCCCCAUCCUCCUCCCAGGACUCCCUGUGUGGGGUCUUCUCCCCUGAGCCCCUGGAGAUGCCCCCGUCACCGGAAGCUGGGCGGGGGACCGGGCCUCGGCCACCCUUUGACCCUGUAGAUUGGCUUGAGGCCUUGACGUCUGGCUCAGCCUCAGGCCUGGGCCCCAGCAGCCCUAUCAGAGCCAGCAUCUUCUCCACUGACUUCUUUGACUCCCCUGACCUGAGUGUUAACCACAUGAUUGACCUCAUGGUGGAGCAGUGGUAAGAACCACGGGACCACCGUGCCCACCCCAUGCUCGCCCUAGCUGUUUUUGCCAGGCCCAGCCAGGGGGACAAUCUCCCUGCACUGGGAAGGGGCUGCUGCUGCCACCAUUGCUGUGGACAUUAGCCAGGGUCACACCAAUUCCAGACACCAUCUUGGACGGGGGAAGCCAUCAGUUGCAGUGAUGCCAAUUCUGGACACCAUCGUGAAUGCCUGAGCCAGUUAUUUUGGGUCUUGCCAACUCUAGAUGCCACCUUGGAUGGUGGGAACACAUUGGUCAGGGUUAUGUUAAUUCCAGCUGCCAACUUUGAUGCAGGAAGCUAUUAUUUUUUAUCUGAAUACUAGAUGCCAUCUUGGAUGGGAAAAGCCACUUUGGAAUUAUAUCAACUCCAGCUACUAUCUGGGAUGGAAAACCUAUUGGUCAGGGUGACAUCAAUUUGUAAACCCACUUUGGAUGGAGUAACCUCGUUCCGUGUCAUGACAAGUCCAGCCACGUGAGAUGGGGGAUCCUAUUGUUUUGGAUGAUGCCAGCUGCACAUGCCACAUUGAAAUGGGGAUGGCAUUGUUCUGGGACUGACAAUGACUUCAGACCCCAUCCAGAUGGCAGCCCACUGUUUUGGGGUAAUGUCAACUCCAGCCACCAUUUUGCAUAGAUCAAAUCAUAUUUUGGAGUUGCAUCAACUGCAGAUGGUAUCUUUAAUAGAACAAACCACUGCUCAAGGGAAAUGUCAGCACCAGGCCCUUUUUCAGAUGGAAUACGUCCUUGCAUGGGGUAAUGACAAAUUUGGCCAUUAUCUCAGACAGGUCAAAUAGCUUUUCAUGGUGACUGCAACCCCACAUGCCAUUUUGAAUAUGUUAAACCUUUGUUUUGGGUGAUGCCAACCUCUGCUACCACGUUGGCUGAAUCAGACUAUAGGUAUUAUAGCUCUCAGUGCCAUCUAGAUGUGCCCAAUCAUUGGUGUUUGCGAGACAUUAAUUUCAGGUGCCAUCCUACUGGGGAGAAGCCAUUUAAUUGGAUCUAAUACUCCAUAUGAGAACAGGAUGCGAGAGGAGACGCUGUGAAAUGCCAUUUUGUUUGGGCCAUACCCGCUCUGACAUGCACUACGCAGGAAAAAGGAGAUGCUAACAAUGGAAGUCAUUUUGGAUGGACCGUACCAUCUUUGGACAUUAUUAGAUAUGGAGACGCUAGCUCUAGACUUCAUCAUGGAUGGGCUGUACUGUCAUGGACCUAGUUUUGUCAGGGGAGGGAGGUGCUCACCCUAGGAGCCAUCUUGGAUGAGAUGUACCAUUCUUUGAGCUAAUAUGGGGAUGAGGAUAUGCUUGCUACAGGUGCCAUUUUGGUUAGAUGCUACCAUCUUUUGGUCUGCUGUAGGCAGCCUGACUCCCUCUGUCUUGUUAUUAGCCCUUUGAACACUAUGCCCUUUUCCCAACUAGCUUCCCACUGGCCCCUAGGUUCCCCCCUUCCUCUUGUGAGCAAGACUCCCCAUACCAAAUAAAACCACUCCACCCUUUGAA
Molecule: messenger RNA, 3657 nt
Organism: Alligator mississippiensis (American alligator)
Lineage: Eukaryota; Metazoa; Chordata; Crocodylia; Alligatoridae
Gene: MAMSTR
Product: MEF2 activating motif and SAP domain containing transcriptional regulator
Exons: 13
Coding region: 160-2145 (661 amino acids)
Biological process (GO): smooth muscle cell differentiation; cardiac muscle cell differentiation
Source: RefSeq, a predicted model, not a curated record